CAGGCUAAUUCUCCCUUGCUGCUAUUUCUCUCUCUCUUCAAGGGUUUAACAAAUUGACAUUCCUCUCAAAGCAGCAACCUUCCAUUCUUCAACCAGCUUGCUUUCUCCUUCUUAUUGUAUUUCGUUCAAGAUCUGUUCUUACCUUUGCAUUCAAUAUGAAGAUGGUUACAGGAGCCUUCAAUAGCAACAUGAAGAGAGCCCUUGCUGGCUUGAGGCGUAUUGAUUUGGAUGGUUUGCGUUGGAGGGUAUUUGAUGCCAAAGGCCAGGUGCUUGGGAGGUUAGCAUCUCAAAUUUCUACUGUGAUCCAAGGGAAAGAUAAACCUACAUAUGCUCCUAAUCGUGAUGAUGGAGAUAUGUGCAUUGUCCUCAAUGCUAAAGACAUCUGCGUUACAGGGAGGAAACUUACUGAUAAAUAUUAUCGAUGGCACACUGGGCAUGUGGGUCACCUCAAGGAAAGAAGUUUGAAGGAUCAGAUGUCCAAGGAUCCUACUGAAGUUAUUCGUAAAGCUGUCCUGCGCAUGCUUCCUAGAAAUAAAUUACGUGAUGAUAGAGACCGUAAACUUAGGAUAUUUACUGGCGAUGAACACCCAUUUGCUGAUAAACCCCUUGAGCCAUACAUUAUGCCUCCUAGACAAGUGCGAGAAAUGAGGCCCCGUGCUAGAAGAGCUUUGAUUCGUGCCCAAAAGAAGACAGAGCAACAAGGUGUUAACACAAUGAGCAAAAAUGGAAAGAAGGAAGAAGAAAAGGCAGAAGUGAGUGCGUGAUUCUGAGGCAUGUUAUUUAUUAAUUAAUAGACUGAUGUAUAUUUGAAUGCCACAAUCAUGGGUUUCACUCGCGAAAGGAGGGAUAAUAACCGCUCUGUGGUUUGUGUGGCAUUAGAAGAAAUUUUGCUUUGUUUUUGGUUCUCAUUUCUACUUGUAUUGAUUGCUAUGUACUAUUUUCUAAAAAUGAUGCCCCAAAUCAAAGACUUGUAUUAGCUGGUCAACAAUGGUAAUAACAGGUGCCAUUGAUGUUCAUUAUGUGGACUAAUUUUUUGCCUGAUUGAUGAUUUCAA
Chenopodium quinoa (quinoa) is the source of this 1054-nucleotide messenger RNA. Its product is annotated as 50S ribosomal protein L13-like. Gene Ontology annotation, molecular function: structural constituent of ribosome; mRNA binding. The record is from RefSeq and is a predicted model, not a curated record. Gene Ontology annotation, biological process: translation; negative regulation of translation. The transcript is spliced from 5 exons. Bases 156 to 764 code for a protein of 202 amino acids. Gene Ontology annotation, cellular component: mitochondrial large ribosomal subunit; ribosome. NCBI's taxonomy places the organism in Eukaryota, Viridiplantae, Streptophyta, Magnoliopsida, Caryophyllales, Amaranthaceae.